Chroicocephalus ridibundus (black-headed gull) is the source of this 3566-nucleotide messenger RNA. It is a transcript of the gene RIPK1, whose product is annotated as receptor interacting serine/threonine kinase 1. The record is from RefSeq and is a predicted model, not a curated record. Gene Ontology annotation, molecular function: protein binding; ATP binding; protein kinase activity. The transcript has 12 exons. The coding region runs from base 267 to 2345 and encodes 692 amino acids. Gene Ontology annotation, biological process: protein phosphorylation; signal transduction. Gene Ontology annotation, cellular component: cytoplasm. NCBI's taxonomy places the organism in Eukaryota, Metazoa, Chordata, Aves, Charadriiformes, Laridae.
GUGCGUGGCACAGACCCAGCCCUUGGGCAAGCCCGGGCCGCCUCCUCCUCCUCCGCGGCGGGGCGGGCCAGGCCGGCCCGGUCCCUCCUCCCCUCCCGCCGCCGCCGGGCCGGGGCGCAGCGCAGGGGGCGGUGAGGGCGCACCCGCAGGCCGCCGAGCCCUCCCGAGGGAGGCGGCAGGACGGAGGAGAGCGGGCCGCACACACGGUCCAGAAGCACUAGGGUACUUGACUUUGUUUUAAUUGCUAAGCCACAAAGACUGCAAACAUGUCGCUGGAAGACAUCCAUAUGAACACCCAGGAUUUGCUUGAAAAAAAACAAUUAGACGCUGGAGGAUUUGGAACAAUUUCUUUAUGCUUUCAUAAGAAACAUGGAUAUGUAGUAUUAAAAAAGGUGUAUACAGGACCCCAGCGCACUGAAUAUAAUGCUUCCCUCCUUGAAGAAGGCAAGAUUAUGCGCAGACUGCAGCAUGACCGUGUGGUAAAACUACUAGGUAUAAUUUUGGAAGACGGCAACUACUCCCUUGUGAUGGAGUACGUGGACCGGGGGAACAUGAUGAAAGUGCUACAGAAACUCCCACUGCCUUUGUCGGUAAAAGGGCGUUUUGUGCUGGAGAUCGCAGAAGGAAUGCUUUAUCUGCAUGAGCAAGGCUUCGUACACAAAGACCUAAAACCAGAAAACAUCCUUGUGGACAGAGAUUUCCACAUUAAGAUUGCAGAUCUUGGUGUUGCCUCCUUUAAGAACUGGAGCCGGCUCACCCAAGAAGAGACUGUCCGACAGAAGCAAAUCAAGAGCACUUUCCAGAACAAUGCUGGGACCCUUUUCUAUAUGGCCCCUGAGCAUUUAAGCUCUCUAAAUGUAAAACCUGUGGAGAAGUCAGACGUUUAUAGCUUCGGCAUAGUGAUCUGGGCAAUUUUUGCUGACAAAGAGCCAUAUGAGCAUGGUAUAAAUGAAACCCAGAUUUGCUUUGGUAUCAUGAAUGGAAACAGACCAGACAUAAAGGAGAUCACUGAUAAGUGUCCAGUGGAAAUUAUUGACUUAAUGAAACAAUGCUGGGAUAAAGAGUCAGAGAAACGGCCACCUUUUUCUUUUCUUUUUGCAGAAAUUAGUGAAAGAUACAAGCCAUUUUACUAUCAAAAUUUAGGAAAAAAUAUUGAAGAUGAUCUGAAGAAGUUAAAAAAAACGUGGCCUGAGUCAAAUGAACUGCUGAAUAGGAUGCAAUCCCUUCAAAUAGAUGCUGUAUCAGAAGAUGCCAGUAAUAGUCAAGUAGAUCAGCCUAACUCUCUACACAGCUCUCAAGGUCCCAUGACCAGUCAGAUUAACGAAGCUCUGUUUGCUGCCUCCCCUGAAAACCAGCCUGUUGAGAGCUGUGAGACCUCAUUUACACCUGCUGAUAAUCUAGAAAGCAAACUUCAGUGUGAAUACAACUACCAUGUAUUCGGGAGCCGGAUGGAUAAAGCAAUUCCACCUAUAGUAUACACCCCUGAAAUGAGAGAGGAAGAAAGGAGACGAAGAGUUUCCUAUGAUCCAUAUGUAAAGCCAUCUCCUACUCCUCAAUGGAACGAACUGUAUCCAAGAGCUGAAAAAACAGGAUCAAACACUAAUCCAUAUUUUUGGCCACAGCCAGCUGCAACAGCACUGAAACAGGGAAAUGUGGAUGUUUUUCGUGGGCCAAACCCUAACAGUCUUCUAACGGGAAACACAGAGGGUCUCUAUGGAUUGCAUUCAGCCAAUACUUUUAGCCUAAGUAAACCUCCUGUGCCUGAAUCGGGCCUAAACCUGCAGUCACAGACCAAUGCAAACUGGUACCCAAAGAAUGCAGACACAGAUACAGGUAACAAAGAUUCCACUUCUUUCACAAGGGGAACUUUUACAUAUUAUCCUCCUGCACCCAGAGUAAGCACAGAAGAUUCAGUCAAGUACAACAUAAGUAACAGUUCUGGAAUUCAAAUUGGAUCCUACAAUCACAUGAAGAUUGAAGAGCACAAUCAACACAUCAGCACUUCUCCUGUUGCUACAGAAGCAACUUACACGCAUUAUGAAGCAUCGGGUAUAUUUGAUGAUGCUACUGUCCUGACUGAUAAACAUUUGAAUCUAGUGAGAGAAAAGUUGGCUAAACAGUGGAAGCACUGUGCUCGUAAACUGGGCUUCUGUGAUCCUGAGAUUGAUGAAAUUGAUCAUGACUAUGAACGAGAUGGACUAAAAGAAAAAGUUUACCAAAUGCUGCUUAAGUGGGUAAUGAGGGAAGGCUCCAAAGGUGCUACAGUUGGAAAGCUUGCCAGAGCCCUCUUUGGCUGCCAAAGACUGGAUCUUCUUACUAGUUUGAUGCAAAUCAACGAGGAAUAAGUUGACUGAGAACUGGGGAAAAAUAAGGGUGUUUUUUCCUAAAGAUCUCCCGAUAACAAGUAUUAAUUUUGAACAGACUUUCUGGAGCUCUCCUUUUUGCACAGACUUUUUGGAAUACAUUUUUUCUGCCAAGCAGUUUUCAGUAAAUAUCUGCAGUAAAUCAAAAAGUUUAUGUCAAGAUAGUUGGUCUUCCAGAGGAUAAAAGAAAAUAAGCAUCUUCCUUCUGAAUGAUUUUUUGAAGAUAAUGACAACCAAAUGCAAUAGUAGUAUUGAUUCAAGGAGAACACGUUAUACAAAAUUUCUAUAUUCUGUCUUGAAACACGUUGGUGAACAAAAGCAUGUAAUUUCAGCAAAACUAAUAUAUUAGUAAUAGUAUGUGAAAGACUGACUCACUCCUUGAAAAACUUGGACAGAAAACAAAAUCAACUCUUUAAGUUUUGCCAGAAGUGCCAAUACUUAGAAGGGUACUAUCCCAGAUUGCUCUAAGUCAAUAUGAUAUUAUUUUUUUAAAUCUUUUUAUAAUGGUUAUUAAAUACAGUUGUCUGUAAUUAUGCAAAGAGAAGUGUGAAUAAAAGCAAAAAUUAUUUUUGGCUUUAAAAGUAUAUAAUUGAUAAAAUACUUUCACAGGGUAAUAUUGCAUUAGAUUUUUACAUUGCUUGGUAGAAAAGAUCUUACAUGGUAAGUUUCUCAUCUGCUUUAUGGAAUAGUGAAAAAAUAUGUUUAAUCAUUAUGCAAUCCAAAGUAAAAACUUGGGAAUAUGAGAGCUUUGGGAAGGGGAAAGUGCCUUACUGCCACAUGACAGAAGACCCAUUCUCCUACUCACUUCGGGGAGGAUUACUGGUUUCUCAAUCUUUUAGGCUGCAUUUAUACUAGUAAAUUAAAUGUGCCUGGGAAUCUUCGUGGGUGCUGAGGUUAACUGGCAUGCCACAGCCUGCUGCAAGGAUAUGAAAUUCUUUAAACCUUCAAAAUAUUGUGGAAGUGCUGAAGUUGUGUCAGGGAAUGACUGAACCACUCUGCAGUGUAGGUGAUGGUAUCCCAACGCCUGGGAAUAUUCGUUGCCACUCUAACUUGCUAGUAUCGACAUAAUCUCAGUGUGCAAUAUCUACGAAAGAAGCAUUAUUGAGCUCUAAAUUUUUAUGCCCUAAGAAUAAUUAUGUCGAACUUUUCCUGUGAAGGAUGAUACCUCCUAGUUGCAUUAAAUCUACAAAUGUUUCCAGCAUA